Molecule: messenger RNA, 3461 nt
Organism: Cryptomeria japonica (Japanese cedar)
Lineage: Eukaryota; Viridiplantae; Streptophyta; Pinopsida; Cupressales; Cupressaceae
Product: cadmium/zinc-transporting ATPase HMA2
Exons: 11
Coding region: 338-2974 (878 amino acids)
Biological process (GO): monoatomic cation transport
Cellular component (GO): membrane
Molecular function (GO): ATP hydrolysis activity; zinc ion transmembrane transporter activity; metal ion binding
Source: RefSeq, a predicted model, not a curated record
GCCAUUAUUUUUUCAUUUCAUUUCUUUUCCUUUUUCAGAUACAGUCACAAAACUGAGAUGUCAAUGCUUUUGGUGUCUGUCUAAGAUUAGUACCCAUUGGUGAAAUCAAAGUGCUCCAAAUACCCCUCUGAAUUGAACGAAAGUAAAGGGCAUCUGCCACGGCGGAAGAAUUUGGAAUGUUUUUUGGGGCAUAGAGCGCAUUAUAAGUAAGGGAGAUCGAUUUUGUCAGACUUCAUUCAUUCACACUGCCAUAGCAUGGGCUUGCGCUUGCGUGCUACUUAAAAAGACACUUUUUCUUCUGUGCGCUGCUUGGUUGGUGAAGAAGAUUCAAGCUUUCAUGGCGGAAGUCUUAGAAGGAGGGGGUGCAGGGGAUCAGGAGAAUCGCGUUAUGUCGAAAACUAUGAUGGAUGUAAUGGGUAUCUGUUGCCCUUCGGAAGUUCCUUUGAUACAGAGUCUCCUGGAGCCUUUGCCUGGAGUGCAUAAGGUUUCUGUGAAUGUUGCUUCUAAGGCGGUCACUGUCCUGCACGAUGCGCUUUCAAUUCAGCCUUCGGAAUUAGUUAAUGUUUUGAAUAGGGCGAGAUUAGAUGCGAGUUUGAGGGUUGUUGGGAAAGUGAGAAGUGGGAAGCGAUGGCCCAGUCCCUAUACGCUGGCGUCGGGAUUUCUUCUGGUGAUUGCCUUGUUCGGUCAUUAUUAUCGCCCCUUGCGAUUUGUUGCUUUGGCGGCAGUAGCUGUAGGCAUUCCGCCAAUAUUACUGAGAAGUUUCGCAGCGAUUCGGGGGUUUAUUCUCGACAUAAAUGUGCUCAUGGUCAUUGCAGUGGCAGGCGCGAUUGCAUUGGGGGACUAUGUAGAAGGAGCCACCAUUGUCUUUCUCUUUACGUUAGCGGAAUGGCUUGAAUCUAGAUCAGCCGACAAGGCCCGAAAGGCUAUAUCGGCUGUGAUGAAUCUGGUACCUCAAACUGCUGUGAUCGAGGAAACAGGUGAAAAAGUGCCUGUUAAGGAUGUGGAAAUUAACAACGUUCUGGCCGUGAAAGCUGGCGAAAGCAUUCCCCUAGAUGGCCUUGUGAUAUCUGGUACAAGUUCUGUAGAUGAGAGUAGCUUGACUGGUGAAUCCGUGCCUGUGGAUAAAGAAGUGGGUGAGGCGGUGUGGGGUGGCACCACGAAUCUUACAGGGUAUUUAAGUGUAAAGACUGUCGCCAAGGCAGAGGACUCUAGAGUGGCAAAGAUGGUGAAGCUUGUGGAAGAAGCCCAAAACCAACAGUCCCGCACGGAGCAGUUUUUACAGCGAUUUGCCAAGUACUAUACCCCAGUGGUUGUACUAGUGGCAAUAGCAGUAGCAAUAAUGCCAUUUAUCAAGCGGUCGUUGCAUGUUCAUGAAUACAUAUACAAAGCGCUUGUUCUUCUUGUAUCUGCUUGCCCCUGUGCUCUUGUCAUCUCCACACCCGUUGCUACUGCUUGUGGCUUGGCCACUGCUGCAAGGCUUGGCCUUCUCAUCAAAGGUGGAGGGUUUCUAGAAGCCUUGGGAAAGCUCAAGUCUAUAGCCUUUGACAAGACGGGGACUCUCACAGAAGGACAAUUUCAAGUGGUGGACAUCAAGUUUGUGGAUUCAGAGGCUGCAGAUAGAGAGAGAGAGUUGUUGCAUUGGAUAUCAAGUCUGGAGAGUAAAUCAGCACAUCCUAUGGCCACGGCAGUGGUAGCAUACUGUAGACAAGAGGGCAUUGAGCCCUCUGCCGAGGUGAAAGAUUUCAAUAUAUUGCAAGGAGAGGGCAUCUGCGGGCUAAUUGCUGGCCACAAUGUUUAUAUUGGCAACAGCCGUUUGAAAUCUCGGCUUUGCUGGGGCCAAGAUGUACCAGACACAUGGAAAAUGGAAGGCUCCACAGUGGCAUAUGUAGGAGUAGAUACAAAAUUUGUAGGAGUAUUUAGUGUGGCAGACCGUAUUCGGCCACAAGCAGCAAAAGCAGUUAACAAACUUAAGAAAUUAGGAAUCAGACUGGUCAUGCUCACAGGUGAUACUGCUGUUUCUGCUGCAGAAGUAAAAAAAGAGGUAGGAGAAAUUGAAGUUCAUGCCCAAUUACUACCGGAAGACAAGCUGAGAUUUAUUGGAGAGCUAAAGAAGGAGGGCAUGACUGGCAUGGUGGGCGAUGGAAUUAAUGAUGCACCAGCAUUGGCAUCAGCAGAUGUGGGGAUAGCUAUGGGUGUGCAGGGCUCUGCAGUAGCCAUGGAAUCUGCAGAUGUAGCUCUCAUGUCUAAUGAUAUAAGGAAGAUUGCUGGUGCAGUGAAAAUAGGGCGGAAAUCAAUGAGGACAAUAUACAUAAAUGUUGCAUUCUCCCUGUUUACCAAGGUAGCCUUGGUGGUGCUUACUUUCAUGGGUUAUAUCUACUUGUGGAUGGCUGUGCUAGCAGACACAGGAACUUGCCUGAUUGUAAUAUUCCACAGCAUGCUUCUCUUGAAAAGAGAGAAAGGUGGUCAUGCUCAUCAUCAUCAUCAUCAUCAUGAUCAUGAUGGCUGUUGCAAAGAUGGUCCAGAUGUGAAUGGGCAUGCAGAUCAUCUUCACAAUCAUGAUCAUGGUACGUGUAAAGAGAACCAUGGCCAUGAGCACAAUCACAAUCAUAACCAUACCCACAACCAUGAUCAUAAUCAUGAACAUCGCCAUGACCAUAACCAUAAUCACAGUAAUAGCCAUGAACAUGAGCAUGAGCAUGAGCAUUAUUUUGAUGUGGUGAAAUGUAGUGCAUGCAUCCGUCAUGCAGCAAUUUACAAAGGGUGUGGUUGCCUUAAGCCCAGAAAUCGGUCAUGCUGCACUAAUGAAGUCUCGAUUGUUAUCCACCCAAGCAAUACUAGCAGAAUUGAGCAGACUCAGAGUAGACCAAGCAGCUGCUGCAACAAAGGCAAUUUGCCCUUCCAAUCAGUUCCUCAGCCAAAAGCAGCUCACCAAAAUAACAACCAAAUGUUGAUCCCGGGUUGCUACGAGUCUUAAUGCUAUCCUCAGUACAGGAGGAAUCCUGUAUUUUUUUUUUAUCAUUAACUAAUGAGCACUAAAUCCUGACUUCCUCAAGAAAAUCCACAUUAGGCAUCAAAGCCCUCUCCACAUCUCUACACAGAAUUUGAAAAAGUGACUGUAAAUACCCUCAAAUCGUUCUGUUUGAGAUCCAGUUUCCCCCAAAACCUCAAUGGGUUGAAGCCCAAAACAUGGGACUCCAACCAGGAUCUUACUAAGGUUAUAUGCAUUGUUGAUCAAUCCUUUGCUCAAAUAAUCCCACAAAGCUUUCUCUGAAUGCUUUUGGUCAUUAAUUGGCAGUGUUCCACGGGGAUGUGGUCCCGCCACCGCCACCAAAGCUCUCCCAAGGAGACGUGGAGAUGUCCUCAAGUCUCCUUGGGAGAUGUAUCCACGUCUCCUUGGGAGACGUGGGGGGCGUUUCUCGACGUAAAUUGCAGGUUUUAAAACUAAAAUUUAAAAAAAAAGU